Messenger RNA from Macrobrachium nipponense, 1008 nucleotides. Its product is annotated as protein PFC0760c-like. The record is from RefSeq and is a predicted model, not a curated record. The coding region runs from base 1 to 1008 and encodes 335 amino acids. The transcript is spliced from 6 exons. NCBI's taxonomy places the organism in Eukaryota, Metazoa, Arthropoda, Malacostraca, Decapoda, Palaemonidae.
AUGCACGCCUGGCAACAUAAAGAGAUAAAACGGGCAACACUUUCGCCGCCGACGAAGAAGAAUCGAGAAACAGAACUCAUGACACUUUUCCCCAUUUGGUCAGACGUCACUCCUUUCAAAACUGCUCAUGGCACUGUCUGGUGGCACUUGUUGGCACUUGGAAAGAUGGCCCUCAGAAGGCGGAACUUGAAGGCCGUCGAUGACGAUUCCCGUAUUCAAAAAGAUGAUGGAGAAAAAGAAGAAGAAGAAGAGGAAGAAGAAGAAGAGGAAGAAGAAGAGAAGAAGAUGGAAUUGAAUAGAAAAGGGGGAGGGACGGGUACUGACGACGAUCGGAACGGAUACCGAGUCGACGAUCGGAACGGAUACCGAGUCGACGAUCGGGACGGAUACCGAGUCGACGAUCGGGACGGAUACCGAGUCGACGAUCGGGACGGAUACCGAGUCGACGAUCGGAACGGAUACCGAGUCGACGAUCGGAACGGAUACCGAGUCGACGAUCGGAACGGAUACCGAGUCGACGAUCGGAACGGAUACCGAGUCGACGAUCGGGACGGAUACCGAGUCGACGAUCGGGACGGAUACCGAGUCGACGAUCGGGACGGAUACCGAGUCGACGAUCGGGACGGAUACCGAGUCGACGAUCGGGACGGAUACCGAGUCGACGAUCGGGACGGAUACCGAGUCGACGAUCGGAACGGAUACCGAGUCGACGAUCGGAACGGAUACCGAGUCGACGAUCGGAACGGAUACCGAGUCGACGAUCGGGACGGGUACCGAGUCGACGGUGAAUGCGGUGAUCGAAUUGACGGUGGGGCCAUCUUGUUGCAAAUGGAGACACAUAUUUGGAGAUUAUGGGGCAAUAUUGAGAGUAGACUUUCACUGGUCGUCCUGGAUGCAUGGAUGCAUUCUUUUCUUUCUCAAACGGGGCAGCCAACUCUCCCAGAAUUAAGUGUCGACAUUCAACUCCUGUCUCCCGACGAGGAGGAGGCCAGAGUUCCAGGGGAAUAA